CAAUUUUUGAGUUGUUCAAGAAUUUGACCUUUCUCCUUCUUCUCUCUUUCAUUCUCACUUAACCUUUACUACCUCCACUUCAUGCAUAUCACAAACCAAAUCCUAUCUUCUCUACAAAGAUUAACUUGAGUUAUCAGUGAUCUCUCUCACUUGUUUUAUUCUCUCUUCUUUUCACAAACAUAUACAUAUGGCCUCUAUGAACUUGUUAGGUUUCUCUCUCUCUCCACAAGAACACCCUUCAACUCAAGAUCAAACGGUGGCUUCUCGUUUUGGAUUCAACCACCCUGAUGGAAUCUCAAGUUCUAAUCAAGUACAACAAGAUCAGUGCUUUGAUCUCUCAACUCCUCAUCACUCUUCACUCAACCACCUUUCUCAUCCUUUUUCCAUUUAUGAAGCUUUCCACACAAAUAACAACAUUCACACCACUCAAGAUUGGAAGCAGAACUACAACAACCAAAACCUACUAUUGGGAGCUUCAUGCAUUAAUCAAAAUGCGAACAACAACCAUCAACAAGUUCAACCAAAGCUAGAAAACUUCCUUGGUGGACACUCUUUUACAGACCAUCAAGAAUACGGCAGCAACUCAGUUGUGUCGCCGUAUUCUUCAAUACAGCUUCCGGUUCAGUCGGAAGCUGUAUGUGGUGAUGGAAACACAAGCAACACAAACUCCAUAGGUUUGUCAAUGAUAAAAACAUGGCUAAGAAACCAACCACCACCAGAAAACAACAAUAAUGAAAGUGGAGGGCGUGUGCAAACUCUAUCACUUUCAAUGAGUACUGGUUCACAGUCAAGUUCAUCAGUUCCUCUUAUCAAUGCAAAUGUGAGUGGUGAGAUCAGUUCAUCAUCGGAAAACAAACAACCUCCGGCAACUACAACGGCGGCACUUGAUAGCAACCAAAGUGGUGUCAAUGAAAAUACUGUGCCUAGAAAGUCCAUUGAUACAUUUGGUCAAAGAACUUCCAUAUACCGUGGUGUAACAAGGCAUAGAUGGACAGGGAGAUAUGAGGCUCAUCUUUGGGACAAUAGUUGUAGAAGAGAGGGGCAAACUCGUAAAGGAAGACAAGUUUACUUGGGAGGUUAUGACAAAGAAGAAAAGGCAGCUAGAGCCUAUGAUUUGGCAGCACUAAAAUACUGGGGAACAACUACUACAACAAAUUUUCCCAUUAGCCAUUAUGAAAAAGAAUUGGAAGAAAUGAAGCACAUGACAAGGCAAGAGUACGUUGCGUCAUUGAGAAGGAAAAGUAGUGGUUUUUCUCGCGGUGCAUCCAUUUACCGAGGAGUAACAAGACAUCAUCAACAUGGUAGAUGGCAAGCUAGGAUUGGAAGAGUUGCAGGCAACAAAGAUCUCUACCUAGGAACUUUCAGCACUCAAGAAGAGGCAGCAGAGGCAUACGAUGUAGCAGCCAUAAAAUUCAGAGGACUAAGUGCAGUGACAAACUUCGACAUGAAUCGAUACGAUGUGAAAAGCAUACUUGAAAGCAGCACUUUACCGAUUGGUGGUGCUGCAAAGCGUUUAAAGGACAUGGAGCAAGUAGUUGAAUUGAAUGUGGAUAAUGUCCAUAGAACAGAACAAGAUCAUAGUACAACCAUCAUCAACACUUCACAUUUAACUGAUCAUCAUCAAACCAUCAAUAACAACAACAACAACAACAACUAUGGAGCUUGGCAUGGUCUAUCAUUCCAACAACAACAUCAUCCUUACAAUACUACAACCAACAACAACAUGCAAUUACAUAAUUACACUUAUGGUACUCAAACUCAAAAGCUUUGGUGCAAACAAGAACAAGAUUCUGAUGAUCAUCAUAGUUAUGAUCACAUUCAUCAUCAACUACAGUUAGGGAACAGUAACAAUAACAGCACUCACAAUUUCUUUCAACCAAAUUCUGGUUUACAAAAUAUGAUGAACAUGGAUUCUGGUUCAAUGGAUAAUAACAGUUCUGCAUCUAACUCUGUUGUUUAUGGUGGUGAUCAUGGUAAUAAUGGUUAUGGUGGGAGCUAUAUGAUUCCAAUGGUUAAUGAGAAUGAGAUAAAGGGAUUUGGUUAUGAGAAUGUUUUUGGAACAAGUGAUCCUUAUCAUGCACAUGCAAGGAAUUUGUAUUAUCAGCAACAAUUAACGGUUGAUCAAGGAGGGUCAAAUAGCAAUAAUAAUAAUAAUUGGGUUCCAACUGCAAUUCCAACAAUUACACCAAGGACUACUAAUGUGUCUCUUUGUCCACCAUUCACUUUGUUGCAUGAAUGAAGGAAGGUUCAAUCAAUGAUGAAAGAAGGAAGAUAUAGGUUUUGUUUCAUUUUCAUUUGGAAGGGUUUAAUUACUUAGAGGGGAAUUAUAUUCUAACUUGCAGGGUAAUUUAAUUAUUGUAGCCUAAUGUUAGUCAUGGUAGAACAUUUUACUGUGAAUUUUGGGAAUUAACUCUUAGAGAAUGUAGGCUUUUUUUCAUUGCCAAGUUUUUUUAUCAUCAGAACUAGACUCUGUAAUUUUUUGAAUAAUUACAGGAUCAUACAGAGGAUGGAGUUUUUGUUCAUGUGAA
Messenger RNA from Cicer arietinum (chickpea), 2528 nucleotides. RefSeq names its product AP2/EREBP transcription factor BBM-like. The record is from RefSeq and is a predicted model, not a curated record. NCBI's taxonomy places the organism in Eukaryota, Viridiplantae, Streptophyta, Magnoliopsida, Fabales, Fabaceae. Gene Ontology annotation, biological process: regulation of DNA-templated transcription. Gene Ontology annotation, molecular function: DNA-binding transcription factor activity; DNA binding.